Pelecanus crispus (Dalmatian pelican) is the source of this 5417-nucleotide messenger RNA. The record is from RefSeq and is a predicted model, not a curated record. Lineage: Eukaryota; Metazoa; Chordata; Aves; Pelecaniformes; Pelecanidae.
UUGAUGACUUCAGCGAGGAAUCAUCAUUUUAUGAAAUUCUUCCUUGUUGUGCCCGUUUUCGCUGUGGUGACCUCAUUGUGGAAGGCCAGUGGCAUCACCUAGUUCUGGUCAUGAGUAAAGGCAUGCUAAAGAACAGCACAGCUGCGCUCUACCUUGAUGGACAGCUUGUUAACACUGUAAAGCUUCACUAUAUUCAUAGUAGCCCUAGUGGGUCUGGUUCUGCCAAUCCACCUGUAGUCAGCAGUGUUUACGCCUAUAUUGGCACACCACCUGCACAGCGCCAGCUGUCUUCAUUAGUGUGGCGUUUGGGCCCUACACAUUUCCUGGAGGAAGUUUUGCCUGCCCCAGGUGUUAGCACCAUUUAUGAGCUGGGACCAAAUUACGUCGGAAGCUUUCAAGCAGUAUAUGUACCAUGCAAAGAUUCGAAGUCUGAAGGAAUCAACCCAUCUCCAGUAUCCUUGGUACCGGAAGAGAAGGUCUCUUUUGGUCUCUAUGCACUGUCAUUGUCUUUCUUUACAGUGGCAAAAAUAAGGAAAGUUUACAACAAGUUGGAUAGUAAAGCUAUUGCCAAACAGCUGGCAAUUUCUUCUCAUGAAAAUGCCACACCUGUGAAGCUGCUACAUAACUCAGCAGGGCAUUUGAAUGGACCAGCGCGCUCCAUUGGUGCAGCUUUGAUAGGAUAUUUAGGAGUAAGAGCAUUUGUCCCGAAGCCUGUUGCCACUACACUGCAGUACAUUGGUGGAGCUGCUGCUAUUUUGGGACUUGUAGCCAUGGCAUCAGAUGUAGAAGGGUUGUAUGCAGCUGUGAAGGCCUUGGUCUGUGUGGUAAAGAGCAAUCCACUAGCCAGCAAAGAAAUGGAAAGAAUCAGAGGUUAUCAGUUGCUGGCAAUGCUGUUAAAGAAGAAACGAUCCCUUCUGAACAGCCACAUACUCCAUCUGACCUUUUCCUUGGUGGGAACUGUCGAUAGCGGGCACGAGACCUCCAUUAUACCAAAUUCUGCUGCCUUCCAGGAUCUGCUCUGUGAUUUUGAAGUCUGGCUUCAUGCACCAUAUGAGCUUCAUCUGUCAUUAUUUGAGCACUUCAUAGAACUUCUCACUGAGUCCAGUGAAGCGGCAAAGAACGCUAAGUUAAUGAGGGAAUUCCAACUCAUCCCAAGACUGCUCUUGACUCUUCGAGAUAUGUCUCUGUCCCAGCCUACUAUUGCUGCGAUUAGUAAUGUGCUGAGCUUUCUGCUUCAAGGCUUCCCUAGCAGCUAUGAUUUGCUCAGGUUUGGACAGUUCAUCUCUUCCACUUUACCUACAUUUGCAGUCUGUGAGAAGUUUGUGGUCAUGGAAAUAAACAAUGAAGAAAAGCUUGACAGUGGAACAGAGGAUGAUUUUGGAGGACUUGUUUCAGCUAAUCUUAUUCUACUGCGGAACAGGCUUUUAGAUAUCCUUCUGAAACUUCUGUAUACAUCUAAAGAAAAGACAACUGUUAAUUUGCAGGCUUGUGAAGAACUGGUCAAGACACUGGGUUUUGAUUGGAUUAUGAUGUUUAUGGAAGAACAUCUGCAUUCCACCACGGUCACAGCAGCCAUGCGAAUUCUUGUGGUCCUGUUGAGUAACCAGUCCAUCCUUAUCAAAUUUAAGGAGGGUCUCAGUGGCGGAGGCUGGCUCGAUCAGACGGAUUCUGUCUUGACCAAUAAGAUUGGUACUGUGCUAGGGUUCAAUGUUGGCAGGAGUGCUGGUGGCAGAUCGACAGUCCGGGAGAUUAACCGGGAUGCUUGUCACUUCCCAGGCUUUCCUGUUCUGCAGUCUCUCCUCCCAAAGCACACUAAUGUACCUGCACUCUAUUUCCUCCUCAUGGCCCUUUUCCUGCAGCAGCCGGUCACUGAACUGCCCGAAAACCUGCAGGUCAGUGCACCUGUCAUCAGCAGCCGAUGUAAUCAGGGUUGCCAGUUUGAUUUAGACUCUAUUUGGACAUUCAUAUUUGGAGUUCCUGCCUCCAGUGGCACCGUUACCUCCUCAAUACACAGUGUUUGCACAGAAGCUGCCUUCUUGUUACUGGGAAUGCUGAGAAGCAUGCUGAAUUCCCCUUGGCAGUCAGAGGAAGAAGGCUCUUGGCUUCGAGAAUAUCCAGUCACCUUGAUGCAGUUCUUUCGAUAUUUGUAUCACAAUGUGCCGGACCUCAUUUCCUUGUGGAUGAGUCCAGAGUUCCUGUGUGCGCUGGCAGCAACAGUGUUUCCUUUCAACAUACGACCUUACUCUGAGAUGGUCACUGAUCUUGAUGAUGAAGUUGGGUCCCCAGCUGAAGAGUUUAAAGCCUUUGCAGCUGAUUCGGGCAUGAACAGGAGCCAGUCAGAAUACUGCAAUGUUGGCACCAAGACAUACCUAACCAACCAUCCUGCCAAGAAGUUUGUGUUUGACUUCAUGCGUGUGCUGAUAAUUGAUAACUUAUGUCUCACACCAGCCAGCAAACAGACUCCACUGGUAGAUCUUCUGCUAGAGGCUUCCCCUGAAAGAUCAACACGAACGCAGCAGAAGGAGUUUCAGACGUACGUUUUGGAUGGAGUGAUGGAUCACUUACUCGCAGCUGAUGUUUUAUUGGGCGAAGAUGCAUCUCUGCCUAUAACGAGUGGAGGAAGCUACCAAGUGCUGGUGAACAAUGUGUUUUAUUUUACGCAGCGUGUGGUAGAUAAGCUUUGGCAGGGCAUGUUCAACAAAGAAUCCAAACUUCUUGUUGACUUCAUAAUCCAGCUCAUUGCACAGUCAAAAAGAAGAUCUCAGGGACUAUCGCUGGAUGCUAUUUAUCACUGCCUGAACAGGACCAUCUUGUAUCAGUUCUCAAGGGCACACAAAACUGUUCCUCAGCAAGUGGCUCUCCUUGAUUCCCUAAGGGUCCUUACUGUGAACAGAAACUUAAUUUUGGGACCUGGAAAUCAUGAUCAAGAGUUCAUCAGUUGCCUAGCUCACUGCUUGAUUAAUCUGCAUGUGGGAAGCAACGUUGAUGGGUUUGGAUUGGAAGCAGAAGCCAGGAUGACAACUUGGCACAUUAUGAUCCCCUCUGAUAUAGAACCAGAUGGAGUCUACAAUCAAGAUGUCAGCGAAGGUCGCCAGCUUCUUUUAAAAGCCAUAAACAGAGUGUGGACAGAGCUGAUCCAUAGUAAAAAACAGGUUUUAGAAGAAGUUUUCAAAGUGACGCUACCUGUCAAUGAUCGUGGACAAGUGGAUAUAACUGUUGCAAGACCUUUUAUUGAGGAAGCAAGUUUAAAGUGUUGGCAAAAUCAUUUGGCUCAUGAGAAGAAAUGCAUCAGUAGAGGGGAGGCUUUGGUUCCAACCACACAGUCCAAACUUUCACGAGUUAGCAGUGGGUUUGGCCUCUCUAAACUAACUGGCUCCAGAAGAAACCGCAAGGAGAGUGGACUCAAUAAGCACAACCUCUCUACACAGGAAAUUUCCCAGUGGAUGUUUACUCACAUUGCAGUGGUUCGGGACCUGGUUGAUAUGCAGUAUAAAGAAUAUCAGGAGCGUCAGCAGAAUGCAUUAAAAUACGUGACAGAAGAGUGGUCUCAAAUUGAAUACGAGUUACUACGAGAGCGAGGUUUGUGGGGCCCCCCCAUUGGCUCCCAUCUUGACAAGUGGAUGUUGGAGAUGACUGAGGGUCCCUGCAGAAUGAGGAAAAAGAUGGUGCGAAAUGAUAUGUUUUAUAUUCAGUAUCCCUACAUGCCUGAAGCUGAGCAAGAAACCAACUUGCUGUCUGACUUCUCAAGUAGACUUCCUGAGACAUCUGAUGAUACCAUUCCUCAAAAGAAACCUGCUCGUUACCGAAGAGCUAUAAGUUAUGACAGUAAGGAGUACUACAUGCGCCUGGCUUCUGGAAACCCUGCAGUCUUUCAGGAUGCUAUAGAAGAGAAUACAGUGGGUGAAACAACUCAGCAGGAGCCAGAACACGGGGAGGACACUAUUGCAAAAGUCAAAGGCCUGGUGAAGCCUCCGCUGAAACGAUCUCGCUCUGCUCCUGAUGGAGGAGAUGACGAGAACCAGGACCAAUCGCAGGAUCAGAUUGUUGAGGGGAGUUCGAUUGAUGAAGAGGAGAAGACUGACAAUACAACUUUGCUUCGACUUCUUGAAGAAGGAGAGAAGAUUCAGCAUAUGUACCGCUGUGCUCGGGUUCAGGGCCUUGACACCAGCGAAGGGCUGCUUCUCUUUGGGAAAGAGCACUUCUAUGUCAUUGAUGGAUUUACCAUGACAGUGACCAGAGAAAUACGGGAUAUUGAGACACUGCCUCCAAAGAUGCAUGAGCCAAUUAUACCUAGGGGAGCAAGGCAAGGUCCAAGUCAACUCAAAAGAACAUGCAGCAUUUUUGCAUAUGAAGAUAUCAAGGAAGUACAUAAAAGGAGAUACCUUUUGCAGCCAAUUGCAAUUGAAGUUUUCUCUGGAGACGGACGGAACUAUCUUCUAGCUUUCCAAAAAGGGAUUAGAAACAAAGUUUAUCAAAGGUUUUUGGCUGUGGUGCCAUCUCUAACUGACAGUUCGGAGUCAGUGUCUGGGCAGAGACCAAACACCAGCGUAGAACAAGGGUCUGGCUUGCUUAGCACUUUAGUGGGAGAAAAAUCUGUUACUCAAAGAUGGGAAAGAGGAGAAAUCAGUAACUUCCAGUACCUGAUGCACUUAAACACUCUGGCGGGCAGAUCCUAUAAUGAUCUCAUGCAGUACCCUGUCUUUCCCUGGAUCCUCGCAGACUAUGAUUCAGAGGAACUAGAUCUUAUGAAUCCCAAGACAUUCAGAAACCUGGCCAAGCCCAUGGGAGCUCAAACAGAAGACAGGUUAGCCCAGUACAAGAAGCGAUACAAAGAUUGGGAAGAUCCCAAUGGGGAAACUCCAGCUUAUCACUAUGGGACCCACUAUUCAUCGGCCAUGAUAGUGGCUUCUUAUCUUGUCCGGAUGGAGCCUUUUACUCAGAUUUUCUUACGGUUACAGGGCGGUCACUUUGACCUGGCUGACCGAAUGUUUCACAGCGUACGGGAGGCUUGGUAUUCAGCGUCAAAGCACAACAUGGCAGACGUGAAGGAGCUCAUCCCGGAGUUCUUCUACCUCCCUGAGUUCCUGCUCAAUUCCAACAAUUUUGACCUAGGUUGUAAACAAAAUGGCACUAAACUUGGCGAUGUAAUACUCCCCCCAUGGGCAAAAGGAGAUCCUCGUGAAUUUAUCAGAGUUCAUCGGGAGGCUCUGGAGUGUGACUUUGUGAGUGCACAUCUGCAUGAGUGGAUUGACUUGAUCUUUGGCUAUAAACAGCAAGGUCCUGCUGCAGUAGAAGCUGUAAAUGUCUUUCACCAUCUCUUCUACGAGGGGCAAGUGGACAUAUAUAACAUCAAUGAUCCAUUAAAAGAGACAGCUACCAUAGGAUUCAUUAAUAACUUUGGACAGAUACCAAAGCAG